AGCUUCAUCGGCCGGCCUUACCCCUUGCACGCGAAACAAACUAAAAGAACAGCAAAUACAAAAGCACAGUGUGGAGGACUUUCUCGUUUUUGCGCGUAACUGUGGCGAACCGCUCGUUGUCUCAGUUUCAGUUUCGAAGUACGCCAGAGAAUCAUUCGGCAACUUCACGAUCACCAAUUGAGUGACGCAUUCAGCUGUCGUGUUAUUUCGUAUCAACAUCCACUCCCCCCCUCCCACACACACACACCCGAUAAAACAGGAAAAUGCCGAAGUCAAAGCGCUCCAAAAUCGUGCCGCUCACGAAAACGCAGGCGAAGACUCGCGACGACAAGGACAAGCUGAUGGAGCGCAUUCGCGCUGCCCUGGAGGACUACAACGAUGUUUACACCUUUGAACUGCACAACAUCCGCACCAACAUUCUGCAGCAGAUUCGUGAAGAGCGCAGCGCGGACAGCCGUCUCUUUCUCGGCAACAACAAACUGAUGAGGAUCGCCAUCGGGCGUGACGAGGAGAGCGCCCAGAAACCAAACCUGCACAAGCUCGCCCCUUUCCUCACGGGUCUCUGCGGGCUGCUCUUCACCAACCUGAGCAAGAAAGAGGUGAAGGACUACUUCGGCACCGUCGGCGCUCCCGUGUACGCGCGGACGGGGCAGACGGCGACUGAGUCACUGGUUCUCAAGGCGGGUCCUCUUCCGCAGUUCCCGCACAGCAUGUUUGAUCACCUCGCCAAACUGGGUCUGCCGAUUAAGCUGGACCGGGGUGUGAUCGUGCUGCUGCAGGACACCACCGUUUGCGAGCCAGGCGACACGCUCAGCGCAGAGGCGGCACAGCUGUUGAAGCUUUUUGGGAUGCAGUCUGCCGAAUUCAAAAUCGAUCUGACGGCGCACUGGUCGAAUGGGGUGGCGAAGAAGGUGAGCAGUAGCAGCUCGACUAAGGACGAGGCGAAGUAG
Messenger RNA from Leptomonas pyrrhocoris, 950 nucleotides. RefSeq names its product putative 60S acidic ribosomal protein. Gene Ontology annotation, biological process: nuclear-transcribed mRNA catabolic process; rRNA processing; ribosomal large subunit assembly. Gene Ontology annotation, molecular function: RNA binding. The transcript has a single exon. The coding region runs from base 264 to 950 and encodes 228 amino acids. NCBI's taxonomy places the organism in Eukaryota, Euglenozoa, Kinetoplastea, Trypanosomatida, Trypanosomatidae. The record is from RefSeq and is a predicted model, not a curated record. Gene Ontology annotation, cellular component: preribosome, large subunit precursor; nucleolus.